Drosophila arizonae is the source of this 1614-nucleotide messenger RNA. RefSeq names its product translocating chain-associated membrane protein 1 (gene TRAM). Gene Ontology annotation, biological process: SRP-dependent cotranslational protein targeting to membrane, translocation; protein insertion into ER membrane. NCBI's taxonomy places the organism in Eukaryota, Metazoa, Arthropoda, Insecta, Diptera, Drosophilidae. The record is from RefSeq and is a predicted model, not a curated record. Gene Ontology annotation, cellular component: endoplasmic reticulum membrane.
GUACACGAAGUAGACGAACAUCAAAACGGACAUCGUGGCCAAACAUCGUGACACUAACGAUUGGGCGCCUCAACAUAAUAUUGUGGCGCUCUGGGCGUGUGGAAGCGAGAGCGCUUAACUGUAACCGGCAAGACGAAGGCACAGUGCAGUGUGUGCGGAAGCGAGCAACAACACGCCUGAGACGAAGUAACAACAUUAAUUAUGGCCAUCAAACCAGGUCUGGGUCGCAAGACGAGCAACAAGAAUCCGCCGAUACUCAGCCAUGAGUUCGUCAUACAAAACCACGCGGACAUCAUCUCCUGUGUGGCAAUGGUGUUUGUGGUUGGGCUAAUGAACGAGUCGACGGCAUCGUUUGCCAGUGCCUUCAUCUCGCUGCAUCACAACGUGAGCGGCGAGGAGGCAAGCAGGGAGCAGCCGUAUGGCAAGCCCUAUACAUAUGUGGCCGGCAUCAAGGACUAUUGUGCUAUAUUCUUCUACACGCUCACUUGCAUCAUCAUGCACGCCAUCAUCCAGGAGUUUGUGCUGGACAAGAUUAGCAAGAAGCUGCAUCUGUCCAAAUUCAAGCUGGCUCGCUUCAACGAAUCCGGCCAACUGGUCGCAUUCUAUCUGCUCUCAUUCAUUUGGGGCACGCACGUGGCGCUGCGCGAAGGCUACCUCGGUCAGGUGGCUCUGCUCUGGGAGGGCUAUCCAGCGCAUCCGAUGAGCUUUCUGCACAAGUUCUACUUCAUCAUCCAGCUGUCGUACUAUCUGCAUAUGCUGCCCGAGCUCUACUUCCAGAAGGUGCGCUCCAAGGAGGAGCAACAGCCCAAGAUCAUACAUUCCAUUAGCGGUUUCACGCUCAUCGUGCUGGCCUACACGCUCAGCUUCCAGCGCUUGGCUCUCGUUCUGCUCACCCUACACUACUUCAGCGAGCUGCUCGCCCACAUCUUCCAGCUGAUCGGUGUCUUCGAUCGCGACGAGCGUCUGGCCCGUGUGGGCAUCGUGAACAACGUGUGCUUCGUCCUGGUGCGUUUUGCCACCUCCGUGAUUGGUGUGCUCACACUCUACUAUGGCAUUUGCGUGUCCGGCGGCAGCUAUAAUCUGCGUGCGGUCAUUGCGCUGAUCGGCCUGAUCGCCGUGCAGGGCUAUCUGGUGUUCUCCUUCAUCACCGAGCAGCUGCGCGCCAAGCGGGAGGCGAAGCGUGAGGCCAAGCUGCUGGCGGCACAGACCAAGAAGGCGAAGGCGCCCAACAAGGACAAAUCGAAGCGCAAGAAGGAGAGCGAUCUGCCCGAGGCGGAUCAGGUCUCCUCCAGUCCGGCCAAGCAGAAGCUCAAAUGAAGCAGCUCAGCUGCAACUGUAGCAAGAGCCACAGCCACAAUCAAAUGCAACAAAAUCUUCCGUGCACUUCCAGACGCUCAAGCAACAAACAAACACACAAACAAGCGAAACUACAAGCAAACAACAAAUACAACAACAACAACUACAGCUGCAACUACAACUGCAACACGAACAGAACGGAACAGACUCUAUUAGUGAACUCAAUCACUUGAUACACUAAGCAACACAACACAUGAAACAUUUAUCUACUGUCGCAUUUACAAAUUUUUUCUCAGAGCGCAAAAUUUUUUGUAAGCC